Anopheles stephensi (Asian malaria mosquito) is the source of this 1202-nucleotide messenger RNA. RefSeq names its product aldo-keto reductase family 1 member B1-like. Gene Ontology annotation, molecular function: aldose reductase (NADPH) activity. The record is from RefSeq and is a predicted model, not a curated record. Bases 78 to 1049 code for a protein of 323 amino acids. The transcript has 3 exons. Gene Ontology annotation, cellular component: cytosol. Lineage: Eukaryota; Metazoa; Arthropoda; Insecta; Diptera; Culicidae.
UGCCAGCCUCAGUCGUCUAGUAAACCGUGGUGAGAUAAGAACUGUGCUCGGCUUCUCUGCCGCAAAUACUUUCCUCGAUGGCACCGAAAAUUCCAAGUGUGUUCUUCAAAAAUGGUGCCUCCAUACCGGUGUUAGGCCUCGGCACAUGGAAUUCACCACCGGGGCAGGUUACUCAAGCGGUAAAAGAUGCGAUCAGCGUCGGCUACCGACACAUCGACUGUGCUCACGUAUACGAGAACGAGCACGAAGUAGGCGCUGGUAUUGCUGCCAAAAUCGAGCAAGGAGCCGUCAAACGCCACGAUCUAUUCGUCACAAGCAAGCUGUGGAAUACGUAUCACCGGCCGGAUCUAGUAAAAGGCGCGCUGCAGACGACGCUACGCAAUCUUAACCUCAAAUAUCUCGACCUGUACCUCAUCCAUUGGCCACAGGCAUAUCAGGAAGGUGACGUCCUGUUUCCACUACGGCCGGAUGGGAAGCGUGUUCACUUUUCCGACGUGGACUACGUCGAUACUUGGCCCGAGCUGGAGAGUCUCGUCGAUGCGGGUCUCGUGCGCAACAUUGGACUGUCCAACUUUAACGUGCAACAGGUGAAGCGCAUUCUGGACGUGGCUAGAAUCGCUCCCGUUACCAAUCAGAUCGAAUGCCAUCCUUACCUACAUCAGACAGAGCUUAGGGAGUUCUGCAACGAGCAAGAAAUCAUCAUCACGGCUUACAGCCCACUAGGAUCGCCAGCCCGGCCCUGGGUUAAGCAGGACGAUCCUAUCCUGAUGAUGGACCCCAUCGUGAAAAAGCUGGCCAAGAAGCACACCAAAUCACCGGCCCAGGUGCUGAUCCGCUAUCAGAUACAGCUCGGUAACGUGGUUAUACCGAAGUCGGUCAGCAAACAGCGCAUUGCUGCCAAUGCGGAGGUUUUCGACUUUGAGCUGGGUGUGGACGAUAUGCUACAACUUUCCGAACUGGAACGCAGUGGACGCAUCUGUCCGGAAUCGUUUAGCUUCGGCCAUCAGCAUCAUCCUUUCGAGGAGGAGUUCCGUAAAGGUCGUCAGUGAUAUAUUGCAACGCCACCGGUACGCGGUAAAAGUGUUUUAUGCUGCUGUUAAACGAUUCUUGUGCUUUGUUUAAUAAAUUGUCAUACAGACACACACACACACACACACACACACGCAUAACUUGAUUAUGUCCAGUGUCUACAGGCACGUCAA